Molecule: messenger RNA, 2466 nt
Organism: Bemisia tabaci
Lineage: Eukaryota; Metazoa; Arthropoda; Insecta; Hemiptera; Aleyrodidae
Gene: Fuca
Product: alpha-L-fucosidase
Biological process (GO): fucose metabolic process; glycoside catabolic process
Cellular component (GO): lysosome
Molecular function (GO): alpha-L-fucosidase activity
Source: RefSeq, a predicted model, not a curated record
AUUUUGGUGGGCUGUUUUAAAACUUGUAAGCUCAGAAUCAGCUGGCAACGUGUUCUUAUCAGUUGGUUAUCAGUUAUCGCCGGGUUGUCGUGCUCUUCAGUGCAGUCUUCUCCGCUUCAAGUCUUGUUUCCAUCGAAAGUUUAUCUGCUAAUUUAAAAUUUAGAUGAGUGCCUUACUUACCUAGUGCUCACUAGAUAGUUGGUGGCUGCUUUUAUAUCUGACUAAUAUUCAAACUACCUGCAGCAAGUCCCUGUGAAUAUUAUUAUGAAAAUGAACAACAUUUGACUCACUUAUCUUUUUAAUUAGAACUGUCCAUGCCUGGCCAUUUCAAAAAGUGAAGAUGUCUCGAAGCUUCACCGAGUGGUCAAUAUGUUUUGGUGUGUUUUUAAUUCAGUGCAACUUCAUAAGUGGGUUGUGUGACCUGACAUCGACAACACCCUGCAAUAAUGAGAUUGAUAGCACUCCAUACAAACCUACUUGGGAAAGUCUGGAUAAAAGACCUCUACCAACAUGGUAUGAUGAGGCAAAAUUUGGAAUUUUCGUUCAUUGGGGCGUGUUUUCAGUGCCUUCUUUUAAAACAGAAUGGUUUUGGAGUAAUUGGAAAGGGGAGAAGCCCAGUAAAAUAGUGGUGGAUUUGAUGAACAAAAACUACCGCCCUAAUUUUACUUAUCAAGAGUUUGCCAAAGAUUUUACGGCUGAGUUUUUUGACCCCAAUGAGUGGGUGGACUUGUUUAAAGCAUCUGGAGCCAAAUAUGUUGUGCUCACAUCUAAACACCAUGAAGGCUUUACUCUUUGGCCUUCAAAGUACUCUUUUAGUUGGAAUGCAGUUGACAUUGGACCACACAGGGAUCUAGUAGGAGAUUUGGCUCACGCUGUCCGCACAAGGUCCAAUAUGACAUUUGGACUUUACCAUUCUCUAUUUGAGUGGUUCAAUCCACUUUGGCUGGAUGAUCUCAAGUCUAACUUGACAACGCAAAACUUCGCCAAAUUUAAAACCGUUCCUGAACUGUAUGAGCUGGUGGAGAAGUACAAGCCAGAGGUAAUUUGGUCUGACGGUGAGUGGUGGGCUCCGUCUGAAUAUUGGACAUCGCAGGAAUUUUUGGCUUGGUUGUACAACUCUAGCCCUGUCAAAGACACAGUCGUUGUUAACGACCGAUGGGGACAUGAAACACUGUGUCAUCAUGGAGGUUUCUACACUUGUGCGGAUCAUUACAACCCUGGAAAACUACAAAAAUAUAAAUUUGAAAAUGCCAUGACAAUUGACAAGCAGUCUUGGGGAUAUCGUCGCAAUGCGAAAUUGUCAGAAUACUACACCAGUGAAGAGUUAAUAGCAGAGUUAGUUACUACUGUCAGUUGUGGAGGAAAUUUUCUCCUGAAUGUUGGACCAACAAAAGAGGGUGUCAUAACUCCAAUCUUUCAAGAAAGGUUACUGGACCUUGGCACCUGGUUCAACACCAGUGGAGAAGCAAUUUAUGGUUCAAAGCCUUGGGAAAGAUGUCAAAAUGAUACUUUAACAGGGAAUGUGUGGUAUACAUCAGUUUCUCGAAGUAAUUCGCAGUACUUGUACGCCAUAUCGUUAAGUUGGCCAAGAGAUGGUAUAUUAUCACUAGCAUGUAUCAAAGGCCUGAAAAUAGCCGAGCCAGUGCUUCUCCUUGGUUAUGACAAACCCAUCAAGUUUUCAGAAGAAGCUGAUGCAGUGAAGCUUUACUUUCCAUCAAAGGCAGAAACUGAUAUGAAAAUGGGCUACACGUUCAAGUUCACGUUCGCGUUCAACCAAAAAUGAGACACCUCUAUGAGAUAUCUUCAUAAGUAAAAGAAGAUGAAAGUACUAUUUGCGUAUAUUUGAAAGUGACAUUAUGAAAUAAGUACCUAAAUUUAUGUUUAAAGUAUUUAAUUCCUGUUGAAAGAUUUUCUGCGCUUCCAUUGAAGUGUGCUUCUUCCGUUUUGUAUAUAUAAUUGGACGUAUUUCUGCCAAACGGAACUAUGUGCAUUAAGACAUAAGCCCUGAGACCUAUAGGAAUACAUGCACAACAGGGCUCACAUCAUAAUGCACAUAGUUCCGUUUGGCAGAAAUGCGUCCAAUUACUUUUAAAAAAAAGUUGUACUCCCUGAAUUGACUGCAGAGGUGUAUAAACUAAUUUACUUUUUGCAUCUUCCUCCCUUCAUUUUUCUGAGGGUCCCAGUGGAAGAAAAUCAAAAUCAAUUUUUUGUUUUUUCACAGUCUUAAAUAGUCCAUAGGAGGAGAUGAAUUGAUGGCCAACAUUGAUUGAUUCAUUGAUUGAUUUAUUAACAAUUCCAUAUGACUAUUUCUUUGCCGAUGCAUUUUCAAAGUAUGUCAAACUGAAUUCACUUAGAACAUUCUUACUCACUCUAGUUAAAUUACUGGACACUGGUUGUUCCCAAUGGUGUUUUUAGUAUGUAUGCAGACAAACAAAGUAGAAUAAAUAAAGAGAAGAAUGAUAUGAA